CAUUCCAAUGGGAGUUGCAACGUUGCAGCUCGAGAGUCGAGACAGACUCCGGUUACUCGGAGAAAACAGUGAAAAUAAUAGCAGCCGGCCCUCAUGAUUAUGUUGCCCUAAAGUCUGGUGUCGUAAGCUUAUUGAAGGCGAACGACUCGGGAGUCGGAACGUCUCAGCUUCAACAACAACUUGUCCCUCCCGAUGUUCUCCGCUCAGGUUCUCUCUGUCGCGACAUCGUGUAUUAUUUCACUGAUUGCCGCUUUGCGUCUGAGUCGUAGACGCGUCCACUCUUUGCCUCUGCCGCCUGGCCCUCGCGGUUUACCAUUUCUGGGUAACGCACUGCAACUGGACACCAAACGACCUUGGCUCACAUAUAUUGCUUGGGGAAAGAUUUAUGGCAAAAUCAUUCACUGUAGCAUCCUUGGGAUUGAUAUGAUCAUUAUAAACUCUGAAUCGAUCGCGCGGGAGUUGUUGGACAAACGUUCUGCAAUUUACUCAGACCGCCCCGUCAUUCCCACCAAUGAGAUAGCUGGACUGGAAUUCAAUACUGUACUCCUUCCGUAUGGCGAGACCUGGCGGCGGCAUCGUAAGAUCUUCCAUCAAGUCCUUAGAGCCAAAGCUUGUGUUUCAUAUGACGAGAUAUACUCUCGCCACGCGAAUGAAUUAGUCUUCAAUCUCUUGAAGGCCACCGGUGACCUCCAGGAACCUACUCAAGCAUACACGGCAUCGCUGAUCAUGUCCGUGACAUAUGGAUACACUAGCUGCGGAACCCAAGACCCAUUCCUUUCCCGUGCGCAAGAACUUCUGGACAUCGCCAAACAUGUUCUUUCUCCAGAGAGGGCUGCCAUGUUCACAGCCUUUCCUUUCCUUAAAAAGCUGCCAGUUUGGUGCUUUCGUGGAGCCUAUGCCCUGAUGGAACGCAGUAAAGAAUUAUGUCAACAACUUUUAAACGAGCCCUUCAAGGAGGUAAAGGUACAGAUGGCAAAUGGUACCGCUUCAAAAUCACUAGUUACCGACUUCCUCAGUCAACCUGACAACAGUGUUGAUGAAGACACAAUGAAAGCUGUUGCAUUGAUGGGAUACAUAGGUGGCAUAGACACAUCUACAUCCGCGUUGCAGGUAUUCCUGUUGGCCAUGAUACUUUUUCCAGAUGUCCAAGCCAGGGUUCGUGCAGAAAUAAAUCAAGUUGUGGUGCAUGAUAAAAUGCCGUCCUUUGAUGAUAGGCCAUCGUUACCCUACCUUGAUGCCGUUCUCCGCGAGGUUCUAAGAUGGUGUCCUCCCAUACCCCUAGGAAUGGCGCAUGCGACAACAAAAGAUGACAUUUACGGCGGGUACUUUAUACCCAAAGGCACGGUGGUGAUGGUUAAUCAAUGGGCAUUAUCUCGGGACGAAGACAUAUUUCCUGAUGCAUCACGCUUCGAUCCCACUCGCCAUCUCACAGCUGAUGGCAAGCUAAAGGACCUUUUUGUCAACCAUUUUGCCUUUGGUCAUGGCAGGCGCGUUUGUCCUGGUCGUUGGUUUGUAGAGAACAGUAUGUGGAAUGCAAUGGCUACCAUCCUCGCCGUCUUGCGUAUCGAUCAUGCCAAAGACUCGAACGGAAACAGGAUUGAGGUAAAGCCGGAAAUCACCACCGGCAUGGUAAUUCACCCGCAGCCUUUCCAGUACUCGUUCGAAGUCAUGAAUUCAGCGAGAGAAGGGCAGCUUCGCGCAAUGCUGAAUUUGAAGUAGAUGGUCAUUUGCGCUACUAUGCCGGUUUUCAAGGGCUCGGAAGGAACCAGCACCACACGUCCAAAGCCCGUUUCUUCUUCGCGUUGUCAUUCUCCUCACUGCACCAUACAAUCCACUCGCUCGUUUGUCACAAUACUCUCGUUUGCUCACUCAUUCUCACCCUCGUUAAUGAUUUACAUUUAGCUCUAUAUAUCUCUUCGUACAUACUCACGGAUUUACUAGUAGCAUCCUAAUCAAUUGCAAGUUUGUCUGCAGAGUGAA
Messenger RNA from Suillus discolor, 1980 nucleotides. RefSeq names its product cytochrome P450. Bases 193 to 1719 code for a protein of 508 amino acids. The transcript is spliced from 14 exons. Gene Ontology annotation, molecular function: heme binding; oxidoreductase activity, acting on paired donors, with incorporation or reduction of molecular oxygen; monooxygenase activity. Lineage: Eukaryota; Fungi; Basidiomycota; Agaricomycetes; Boletales; Suillaceae. The record is from RefSeq and is a predicted model, not a curated record.